AUGGCCCUGAGCGUCAGCGUCAAGAGGGUCACCCAGCUGCCGGGUUCUGGGGAGAGGCAGGUGCACGUCAGCUUCAGAGGUUUUACUCAGAAGACAAAGAAGAUACACUGUGGCCAGGAAGCAGUCUUUGGAGAGCUGUUUCGCUGGCCACAUUAUGGAAAACUCCUUAUGGAAGAGAUGCUGAUAGUUAAAGUUUACAAUUGCAGUAAGGUAUUCAGUAACAGAUUACUUGGUACCUUGGUUAUCAGCCUUCAGCACUUGGUAACAUCUGGACGGCUAAAUAUCAGAGAGGCUCUUGUUGACAAAAAUCACAGCAUCACAGGAAUAUAUAUUGAACUAGAUCUGCGAUACCAGCCUCCUGAUGGUGCUGCAGGAACAUGGGUUGAGGAAGAUUUUGUCUACCAGAUGAAAGACAGUUCCGAAAUUAUAAUCCGCAACCCUGGAUUUGAGGAGCUGGAAGCUGCUGAUGUGAAGCGAGCGGCUGAUCUGGACAGGAAGGCUGCCAUGCUUGGUAGGAAACUUGUGAAAGGCUUGGAGACUGAUGAGGAAGAUGAUUAUUAUGACGUGUCUGACAUGGAGUUCUCGGGCAUCGUCUUCAGCCCUGUGAAGAGCCGUUCUAAAGUCUUCUCCAAAUCAGACUUGCAUGCUGCUCCUAGACCACAAAACAUCCAGAUUGGCAUCAACAUAAUUGAAGCCCAGAAACUAGUGGGGGUGAACAUUGACCCUUAUGUGGUAGUGAAAAUUGGAGAUGAGAAGCGACACACUGCAACACAGAAGUCAACCAAUUGCCCUUUUUACAAUGAGUAUUUUACAUUUGAAUUCCAUGAGCCAAGAGAUGUUUUAUUCCACAGACUCAUAGAGAUUUCUGUCUUUCAUUCAAAGAAGAUCCCAUUCCUAGGUACACUCAUUGGGACAUUCAAGAUUGAUCUAGAGACUGUUUACAGCCAGCCAGACCACAGAUUCUACCAGAAGUGGGCUGUGAUUAAUGACCCAAAGGACACCCGAGCUGGAGUAAAAGGCUUUGUGAAGUGCAACAUUUCUGUACUUGCACGGGGAGAUGUCCCGAGUUCUCUUCCCACUGCUUCCAGCAAUCAAAAUGAAGACAUUGAAAAGAACUUGCUGCUGCCUAAAAGAAUUCCAGCAGAGAGGCCCUGGGCCAAAUUCUGCAUCAAAAUUUACAAGGCAGAGGGUUUGCCCAGCAUGAGUGAAGGAAUCAUGGGUGGCUUUUCAAAGAUUGUGGGUGAGAAGAAAGUCUUCAUUGAUCCAUAUGUGCAAAUUGCUUUUUCUGGACAGCAGGGAGAAACAUCAGUUGAAAGUGGAACCACAGAACCAAUAUGGAAUGAACAGAUCAGUUUCAUUGAGAUGUUUCCUCCACUUGUCAGAAAAAUUAAAGUCCAAUUGUUGGAUGAUGCAAACAUUGGUGAUGUUGCGCUUGCCACACACUUCAUUGAUUUGCAACAAAUAUCUGAUCCUGGAAGAAAUGGAUUUAAUCCCACCUUUGGCCCAACUUGGGUGAAUUUAUAUGGUUCACCCCAGAAUUCAGCCUUGCGGGAUGUACAUAAAGUUCUCAAUGAAGGUCUGGGUGAAGGCAUAUUCUAUCGUGGCCGCCUUCUCAUGGCCAUUAGCGUGGAGAUUUUCACCACCAUCCAAGCAGCAGAGAAAAAGCCUGUGGAAGUUCUCAAAGGUGCCCUAAGCAAGCUCAAGCUGAAGAAGAAGAGUAAGAAGGCCAAGGAGAAAUCCAAAGCUUCUGUCAAAGAGCACCACCAAAGUCAAGUUGAAGUUGGUGCCUCCGAGGAAGCUGAGCAACCCAGUGAGGUGACUGUGGAGGUAGAGGAACUCCAUCCUCUCCCAGAGAAUGCGUUGGGAGUGAAGGAAGAAUUCCUCCUCUUUGCCUCCUUCUUUGAGGUUACUAUGAUGGAUCCAUCGAUAGGUACCAAGCCUGUGAAGUUUGAGGUCUCCAUAGGCAAUUAUGGCAAAGCCAAAGAAUUUCCAACCAAGAUUUCCAAGAAAGAGGAGAAAGGAGAAAAGAGUGAAGAGAAGCAGCCUUUGAUGGAAGCCAGUUCAGAUGAUGAGCUCGAUGUUGAAGUCACACCACCAAGUACGCCCUUGCUUGAUAAAUCUAUGAUUGUGAACCAACGACCUGAACCCACUGAAUAUGACAGAAUUAACUCCCAGGAACAUGGACUGGAAGAUGUCGAGAAGCUCUUGAGGAGACCAAAGUCAAAGGCAGAUGAGAGGCUUCGACAGGUUCUGGAGGAAUUUGUAGCUGGAUGCAGGCAGUAUUCUCUUAAUGUGGAGAAGAAGCCAAUGACCCGCCCAAACAACCUUGAUCGAUGCCGAAUAAAAUCUCUUCCACAAAAUAUUAUACUGUAUGCGAAACAGGGGCUCCGCAUAAGAAGGCGACUGACUCGCACCAACACCAAGGAAAAACUAAAUGAGACUAAGAUGAUUUUGUCAAAGCUGCGCUUCCUGGCUAAAGAGCCCCAAGCUACUAUCCCUGAUGUCUUAAUCUGGCUGUUUAGUGGCAAUAAGCGUGUCGCCUAUGCAAGGAUCCCUGCCCAAAACAUUCUUUACUCAGUGGUAGAAGAAGAGAAAGGCAAGGAUUGCGCGAAGUUCCAAACUGUCUUUCUAAGGGUUCCAGGGUCACACACUGGGGAUAUCUUUGCAAAGCUGGAAAUCUAUAUGUGGCUUGGGGUAACAAAAUAUGUGAAGAACAGCACUGCAGAGCUACCAGAGGAGUUCAAACCAAUCUAUGAUACGGCACAGCAGACUGUAAAGAUCUCAAGAUACCUUCCGCCCAGUCGGCUCAACAGGGAUGACUUCAGCUACUUUCAGCUGCGAGCCCAUUUGUACCAGGCACGAGGGAUUCUCCCAGCUGAUGAAAAUGGCCUUUCUGACCCCUUUGCGAAAGUGGUGUUUUCAACACAGUGCCAGACUACACAGGUUUUGGAGGAGACACUCAGUCCAAUGUGGAAUGAAUUGCUUCUGUAUGACCAGCUCAUUAUAGAUGGAAAAAAAGAGGACUUGAAGACAGAGACGCCAAUUGCUAUCAUCAAUAUGUUCGACCACAAUAAAUUUGGUGCACCGGUGUUCCUUGGUCGAGCCUUUGCUACUCCUCAGGUCAAGCUGGUAGAUGAGCCAUACAGCAAACCUUCUCUCCAAUUUUUUGACAUUUAUAAAGGGCAUAAAGCAGCUGGGGAAUUGAUUGCUGUAUUUGAGCUGAUUGAACUGGAUUAUAGUGGCUACUUAGAGCCAUCAGUGCCUAAUGAUGUGGAUCCCAAGGAACCAGAAUAUUUGGGAGACCCUCGUUCAGGACGAUUCGUUAUUCCAGAGGGAAUCCGACCAAUCCUAAAGGAGUUUCGUAUAGAGAUCUUGUUCUGGGGCCUGAGAGAUCUGAAGCGUGUGAACUUAUUUGAAGUUGACCAGCCACAGGUUGUCAUUGAAUGUGCUGGGAAGAAAGUAGAAUCAGAAGUGAUAACAACUUACAAAGAGAAUCCAAAUUUCAAUGAACUUGUCAAAUUUGUUAAUGUGGAGCUUCCAGAGCAGGUGUACUUGCACCCACCUCUCAGUAUCUUUGUGGUGGAGAAGAGAGCCUUUGGACGCUCCGUCAUGGUGGGAACCCACAUAGUUUCCCAUAUUAUGAAAUUUGCUCCAAAAGAGCUAGAUGAGUUGGAAGAAGAAGCCGAUAGGCCAUCCAAGACACGGAAAGCCUCAGCUCGACCCAACAUCUCCCAAACAGUGAUGAAUCUUGGUGCAGCUGCUGGCCAAACAGUGAUAAACAUGGGUGCAGCUGCUGGAAAGACAGUAAUAACCAUUGGUGCAGUUGCAGGAGACAUAGGCAGCAAAGCAAAUCCCCUGAAGCUUGUACAGGCACCUCUGAAGAAACUUCCUCUUGAUGCUUUAAUACCAAAGGAGGAAGAAUAUGAGGAAGAAAAACCUGAGAAGGAAGAACUGGACUGGUGGUCUAAGUACUAUGAAUCAUUAAAGGAAUUAAAUAACCAGUCCAUUAGUGAUGAGGAAGAGGAUGACCCAAAUGAUCCAGAUGGAGGGAACUUCACUGUUGCUUCUCUUGAUGUGGAAGUGGAAGAUGAAGUGGUGGUUGAAGCUGAGCCGGUUCAACCCAAAAGGAAACUAAUAGCCACAUUACAGAUCUACAAUACAGAGCUGGAAAAUGAGUUUGACAAUUUUGAGGAUUGGCUAUAUAUUUUUCCGCUUCACCGGGGCAAAGCAAAUGAGGAUGAAGAUGCAAAUGAUGAGGAAAAUUUUGUGGGGAAAUAUAAGGGUUCUUUUUAUGUAUACCGGGCUGAAGAGGCAGGUACAGAACACAAGAUCUCCCAAGGCAUUCCCAGAAACAGACCCAUUAAGGUCCUUGUCCGGAUCUAUAUUGUUAAAGCAACUAACCUGACUCCAGCAGACCCCAAUGGCAAGGCCGAUCCCUACCUUGUGGUUAAAAUUGGACAGCAACAAAAAGACACCAAGGAACGAUAUAUCCCAAAGCAGCUCAAUCCAGUUUUUGGAGAAGUGCUGGAACUGAGCAUAUCCUUUCCUGUAGAAUCAGAAGUCACUAUAUCAAUAUUCGACCAUGAUUUGGUUGGCUCUGAUGACUUAAUUGGGGAGACGAAGAUUGAUUUGGAGAAUCGAUUCUACAGCAACCAUAGAGCCAACUGUGGAGUGGCCUCACAAUAUGACACAGAAGGCUACAACAUGUGGCGAGAUGCUUUCAAACCCUCACAUAUUUUGGAGAGUUUGUGCAAGAAGAAUGCACUCCCUUCAGCUGAGUACAGGAAGGAAGAAGUCAAAGUAAACAACAAGAUUUUUAAGAUCCCUCCCGAAGCUUUUCCUGAAGAAGCCUUUGUAAAAGACAAGAAAGAAAAUGAUGAUGAAACUUGGUCUGCUUAUGAUGAGCACAAGGCUUUGUAUGUUCUUCAACACUGGGAUGAAAUGCCUGAAUAUGGAUACAAAUUAGUACCAGAACAUGUGGAGGUUCGAUCCCUUUACAAUCCAGAUAACCCGGGUCUCUUACAGGGAUCUCUCCACAUGUGGAUUGACAUGUUUCCAAACGAUGUCCCUCCACCACCUCCUGUUAACAUCAAACCACGACUUCCAAUCAGUUAUGAGCUACGUGUUAUUAUCUGGAAUACUGAUGAUGUGGUCCUUGAUGAUGUCAACCCAAUAACAGGAGAAAUUUCCAGUGACAUCUAUGUAAAAAGUUGGAUCAAAGGGCUGGAGAAAGACAAGCAAGAAACAGAUGUUCAUUUUAACUCUUUGACUGGGGAAGGCAACUUCAACUGGAGAUUUGUGUUCCGCUUUGACUACCUCCCAACAGAGAAAGAAAUAACAUACAAAAAGAAGGACUCCAUCUUUUCCCUGGAGGAAUCAGAAUUCCGGGAGCCAGCAGUCCUUGUCCUUCAAGUCUGGGACUAUGACAGGAUUUCAGCAAAUGAUUUUCUAGGGGCCAUUGAGUUAAAGCUAAAUGACAUGGUGAGAGCUGCUAAGAGUUCAGAGCAGUGCACCAUCAGGAUGGCCAAAGAGAAGGCCAUGCCUCGCUUUUCCAUCUUCCGAAACAAGCGGAUGAAGGGCUGGUGGCCCUUCAUCAAACUGAAAGGUCAGGAAGACAUUGAAAGAGAAGAAAGAGAGGCUAAACAGAAGAAAAAGAAGAAGAAGAAGAAGUGGGGGACCUCAAUAAAGCCAGAAGAUGUUGAGUUUUCAGAUCCUAGUGGAAACAUCUUCAUCCUAACAGGAAAAGUAGAAGCUGAAUUCCAGCUACUAACCUUAGAGGAAGCUGAGAAGGCUCCGGUUGGUCUAGGGCGGAAAGAGCCAGAACCACUUGAGAAACCCAACCGCCCAAAAACAUCCUUCAAUUGGUUUGUGAACCCAAUGAAAACGUUCAUCUUUUUCAUUUGGAAAAGGUAUAAGAAGUACAUCAUUGCAUUAGUGAUUAUUGCAGUUGUGACCAUAUUCUUGGUUCUCCUUCUCUACACUAUGCCUGGAUACAUCAGUCAGAAGAUAAUAAACGGCUAA
Messenger RNA from Varanus komodoensis (Komodo dragon), 6021 nucleotides. RefSeq names its product fer-1-like protein 4. The record is from RefSeq and is a predicted model, not a curated record. NCBI's taxonomy places the organism in Eukaryota, Metazoa, Chordata, Lepidosauria, Squamata, Varanidae. Gene Ontology annotation, cellular component: membrane. The transcript has 45 exons. Bases 1 to 6021 code for a protein of 2006 amino acids. Gene Ontology annotation, biological process: plasma membrane organization.